AGCCAAAUACUCCAUCCAGUAUGACAUCCGCUCAUUCAUGAAUGUCAAAACCUGGCCAUGGAUGAAGCUGUACUUCAAGAUUUAGCCUCUGCUGAAGAGUGCAGAGACUGAAAAAGAGAUGGCCCAAAUGAAAGAGGACUUUGGAAAGAUGAAAGAAGAUCUGACAAAGGCUCUGGCUAAGAAGAAAGAACUGGAGGAGAAGAUGGUUUCUCUGCUGCAGGAGAAGAAUGACUUGAUGCUACAAAUUCAGUCUAAGGGUGAAAACCUCAGCGAUGCGGAGGAAAGGUGUGAGGGGCUCAUUAAAGCAAAAAUCCAGCUUGAGGCCAAACUCAAAGAGACGUCUGAGAGACUGGAGGAUGAGGAGGAAAUGAAUGCAGAGCUGACUGCAAAGAAGAGGAAGCUGGAGGACGAGUGCUCCGAGUUGAAAAAAGACAUUGAUGACUUGGAGCUCACCCUGGCCAAAGUGGAAAAGGAGAAACAUGCCACUGAGAACAAGGUUAAAAACCUGGUUGAGGAAAUUUCAUCUCAAGAUGAGACCAUUGCUAAGUUGUCCAAAGAGAAGAAAGCCCUCCAAGAGGCCCAUCAGCAGACCCUUGAUGAUCUGCAGGCAGAGGAAGACAAAGUCAACACUCUGACCAAGGCUAAAGUCAAGCUGGAACAGCAAGUGGACGAUCUUGAAGGUUCUUUGGAGCGAGAAAAGAAGCUUCGUAUGUGUUUGGGCUUUGUGGAGAAAUUGUGUCUGUAA
This is a messenger RNA of Etheostoma cragini (Arkansas darter), 745 nucleotides long. RefSeq names its product myosin-6-like. The transcript has 4 exons. Lineage: Eukaryota; Metazoa; Chordata; Actinopteri; Perciformes; Percidae. Gene Ontology annotation, cellular component: myosin complex. The record is from RefSeq and is a predicted model, not a curated record.